AUGGAGGAGGAGGGUGCAGGUCAGGAGCAGACGCCCCGGCAGCUGGGGGUCGGCAGGAAGCUGUGGGUGCCUGCUGUGGAGGGGCAGCUGGAAGGCACAGGAGGGCGGGCCGGCCCUGCAGAGCUGCUGGUCAUCGUGGGCGCAGCCGGCGGCCCCCGCUUCUCCGUGCGUGUGGAGGCGCGGCGCCCUCCGGCCCGACCGCCCCUGCACCAUGCGGCCUCCCCGGCGCGCGUGAGCGCGGCCCCCACCAUGCUGCGGCCGCCGCGGCCCGGAGGCUCCCGGGGCGACCUGGCGGGGUACCGGCCGCCGCCCUCCGCCGCCUCCUCCGCCCCCGCGGCGGCGCCCCCGCCCCCCAGGCCCGCGCGCGGGGAGGCCGAGGCGCCCGCCGAGCCCCCGGGGCGGGGCGCGGGGCGGGGCGCGGCCGGCGGCCCCGGGGCGGCCCCCCGGGAGCAGCAGCAGCUGAGGCGCAGGAUCAACAGCCGCGAGCGGAGGCGCAUGCGGGACCUGAACGCGGCCAUGGACGCGCUGCGCGAGGUGCUGCUGCCCCCCGCGGCGGCGCGCGGCCCGGCCCGCAGGCUCUCCAAGGCGGCCACGCUGCUGCUGGCGCGCCACCGCAUCCUGCUGCUGGGCCGCGCGCUGCGGGGGCUGCGCCUGCUGCUGGCCGGCCCGGGGCCCCUGCUGCCCGCGCCCCCCGGGGGACCCCCCGCCGCCCCGGGGGCCCUGCUACCCGCGCCCCCCGGCGCCCUGGGGCCCCCCGCCGGGUGCCCGGGGCUGGCGCUGGAGGGGCCUCUGUGCGGCCCCUGCGCGCUCCCGGGCGGGGCGGGGGGCCCGGGCCUCUGCCCCUGCGCCGCCUUCAGGCUCCUGGCCCUGGUGCCCGCCGGCCUGGGCCUGGCCGCCCUGCCCGCGCCGUUCUCCACGUGA
Messenger RNA from Pipistrellus kuhlii (Kuhl's pipistrelle), 921 nucleotides. It is a transcript of the gene OLIG1, whose product is annotated as oligodendrocyte transcription factor 1. Lineage: Eukaryota; Metazoa; Chordata; Mammalia; Chiroptera; Vespertilionidae. The transcript has 4 exons. The coding region runs from base 1 to 921 and encodes 306 amino acids. The record is from RefSeq and is a predicted model, not a curated record. Gene Ontology annotation, molecular function: protein dimerization activity.